AUGAGCGUGGUAUAUUUACAAAUUAGACAUGAUGCUUUAGCACUUCCGGAAAACGAUGCACCAAUAAUGACUUGUGAAGCCUGUAGAGAAAAAUCAUGCCGAAAAGAAGCUGAUAUUCAAAGUUGUAGAUAUGAAUUUUGUGUACGGCGGACUUUAAUGAAAGGGAAAUAUAAGUCUAAAAGUCACCGGCUUAUUUGUCACUUGUACGAAUAA
Diversispora eburnea is the source of this 213-nucleotide messenger RNA. The record is from the annotation of a GenBank genome assembly. Lineage: Eukaryota; Fungi; Glomeromycota; Glomeromycetes; Diversisporales; Diversisporaceae.